AUGUUGACAAUUCCCACGGAACCCAUCGGCAGUAUACCACGCCCUGCACGCUUAGUCAAUGCACUAAAACAGGCCAACACUGAUAAAAAACACUUAUUACAACUGUACGAUGAUGCAUUACGAGAUACGGUUGAGCGUUUUGCUCAGACUCGCUCACCAGUCAUUAGCGAUGGUGAACAAACAAAACCAAGCUUUUUUACUUAUCCCAUUCAUGAAUCGGAAGAAGUGAUGCCUGGUGGUAUUGUUAUUCAAUUUUGUGAUGGUCAUACAAGAUCGUUACCAAAACUUGUACACCAAGGUCCAUUUCGAUAUCAAACAUACGCUAACGAAUAUUUGACACGAGCCAAACAACUAACUAAACUACCAGUUAAACAAGCGGUGAUCAGUGUUUCCGCAUUGAGUCUAUUAUAUCCGCAGUCAGAAACGAUUCCAGGUUAUAGUCGUGAACAAUUUUUCAAUGAUUUAGUCAAUGAAGGUGAAGCAGAUAUUCGAAAGUGCUUACAAAAUGGUGCACAUAGUGUUCAAAUUGAUUUCACAGAAGGUCGUUUAUCACUCAAAUUAGAUCCAAGUGGAACUCUGCUGAAGUCAUUUAUCGAUUUGAAUAAUCGUGUGUUGAAUCGUUUCACCGAUAAAGAACGACAAUAUUUAGGUGUUCAUUCAUGUUCAGGUGGUGAUCAAUGUUCCACACAUAGUGCUGAUGUAGAUUACAGUCAACUAUUACCUAUGUUAUUUGAAUUAAAUGUGACCAAUUUUUAUGUCCAGUAUGCCAGUGAACGAGACAAGCAUAGUAUAUUGAAACUAAUUCGUGACAAUAUCAAACCGAAUCAACGUAUCUUCUUGGGAGUCAUCAAUGUGCUUGAUGAACGGAUUGAAACACCUGACGAGAUAUGUCAAAUGAUUGUAGAUGCAGCACGCGUGAUACCCGUCGAACAAUUAGGUACUACAGAUGAUUGUGGUUUUUCACCGUUUUCAGAUGAUAUGUCGAGAACAAGAGAUAUAGCAUUUGAAAAGAUUAACGCAAGGGUUCAAGGGACAAAAUUAGCGGAAGAAAAACUCGUCAGGAAAUGA
Didymodactylos carnosus is the source of this 1068-nucleotide messenger RNA. NCBI's taxonomy places the organism in Eukaryota, Metazoa, Rotifera, Eurotatoria, Philodinida, Philodinidae. The record is from the annotation of a GenBank genome assembly.